GUCAUGAUGACCUCAGUCACCUCACGCGUCUCCAGACUCCCAGACUCCCAGUAAUGAUGACAUUGAUUGAUGCAAGCUAUGCUAUAUAACUCGCGAUGUUCCUCUGUUUUGCGCUCCAAUCGCGAUGACAGAACAAGUAUUCCGCCUUAUUCCCGCAACACAGAACUAUCCAUGGGGGAAGAAAGGGAGCAGUUCACUGGUAGCUCAGCUCGCUGACGGCUCAGGUAUACCAGAUUUCAAGAUAAAUGAAUCAAAUUCAUACGCAGAGAUGUGGAUGGGCACUCACCCAAACGCGCCAACACGAGUUCAUGGCACCAAACAGCUGCUCUCAGAGCAUCUCGCAGCCCACCCAGAACUCGUCGGAGAAUCUGUAAUCAAGCGGUUCGGCUUAGAAAACGGACAGAUUCCAUUCUUGUUCAAAAUCUUGUCUUUCGACAAGGCACUCCCCGUGCAGAUUCAUCCUGAUAAGCACACCGCGGAACACGUACACUCAGAAAAUCCCAGGGCGUGCGUAGACUCGAACCAUAAAAAAGAAAUGGCUCUAGCUCUUUCAAAUUUCAGCGCUCUCUGCGGUUUCCUCCCAACAUCUCGAAUAUCCGAGUUCCUCGCCUUCGUCCCAGAGUUCGCCUCUCUCUUCCCAGCCGAUAUCAAAGCACGCUUCGCAUCAGGGGCAUGUUCACCUGACGAAUCAGGGCGCGAAGCAGCCCUCAAAGACUUGUUAUCAUGCUAUGCACAGAUAGAUAAGGCAGAAGCUGCGGCGCAACUCAAACGUCUCGUAGAGAGGUAUCAAGCCGGAAAAGAAUCAGACGAAGAAAAGGAUACAAAAUCGCUCGUUUUGCAGUUGCAUAAUAUGUACCCCAAUGACAGCGACGUCUUCUGCGCUUUCAUACUCAACCACUUCAACUUGAAGCCUGGACACGCAUUCUCCGUUACCGCCGGAGAGCCCCACGUAUACAUCACAGGAGACAUAAUCGAAUGCAUGGCAACGUCUGACAACACCAUCACCCUUGCUUCCUCUCCCCCAUCCCACCUCGACUUCCUCUCAAACGUCGCAUACAGCCCAACCCCAGGCAAAACCUUGAUCCAACCCACCAUGUUCACCCGUGGGAGCACAUCCACGGCUGGAUCGCUCCUUUACAACCCGCCCAUCAACGAACUAGCAGCGAAAGGAGGUGUCGAGAGCCAUCGUGAGCUGAGAGGGCCGAGUAUUGCUGUUGUGGUUGAGGGCGAGGGGACAGUGAUGUGGGCGGAGGGGGCGAAGAGGUUGGGAUUGGGGAAGGGGCAGGUCGUAUUCAUCGCUGCGGGGACGGAGGUUAAGUAUUCGGCAUUUGAGACGGCGUUUAAGCUUUAUAGGGCUUUUGUGGAAGUUGCUUAG
Messenger RNA from Suillus fuscotomentosus, 1375 nucleotides. RefSeq names its product RmlC-like cupin domain-containing protein. Gene Ontology annotation, cellular component: cytosol. The transcript has 5 exons. Gene Ontology annotation, biological process: carbohydrate metabolic process; GDP-mannose biosynthetic process. The coding region runs from base 125 to 1375 and encodes 416 amino acids. The record is from RefSeq and is a predicted model, not a curated record. NCBI's taxonomy places the organism in Eukaryota, Fungi, Basidiomycota, Agaricomycetes, Boletales, Suillaceae. Gene Ontology annotation, molecular function: zinc ion binding; mannose-6-phosphate isomerase activity.